Messenger RNA from Rotaria sordida, 2346 nucleotides. Lineage: Eukaryota; Metazoa; Rotifera; Eurotatoria; Philodinida; Philodinidae. The record is from the annotation of a GenBank genome assembly.
AUGAUUCCUCAGACAACAUCAACUGAAAUUUGUUCAUCAUUCUGGGAUUCAACACCCAUUGGUCGAUCAUUUUUUCUUCGUUUUUGUCAAUAUGAACAAUUAUCACCACAAUUAAUACUUGAAGAUAAAGUAUUUCGUUCAGCUAUUCGUUUAAAAAAUAAUUCAACAUAUCAUUCACAAAUAAAAUUUAUUGGAACAUUAGUAACAGAUGAUGAAUCACAACGUUUAACAUAUGUUAUCGAUCGUUUAAUAUUAAAAGAUUCAAUAACAAAUGAAUUUCAUAAUCAUCAACCAUUAACUGGAGAAUUUCUUAUACCUAUUCAAUGUACUAAUAAAAAUUCAACAACAAUUAAUAAUUGCAUACAGGAUGGAAUUAAAGAAAUUGACGAUUAUUGUCAUUCAUCCUUACCAAUUGAAUUACAUCGAUAUUCAUAUCUUUGUGGUCAAAUGUCAUCAAUGAAUUCGACAUCUUUAAAUAUUGAUUUAUCAUUUGAUCUUAUAACAAUAAAAAAUAGUUUUACAUUAACACCAAUUAACUCUGAUUAUAUUCAUAUAUUACCAACAGCUUUAUUUAAAAAACUUAGUUCAUCAAAAGAAAAUACUAUUCAUAUGAAUCAAUCACAUUUUGGUUAUUGUAGUUUAGAUCGAACAACAAAAAAUAAAAUUUUAUUUAUACUUGAAAAUGAUCCACAAGCAUGUUCAUUACCAUUAGUUGGAAUUUGGGUAUCAAAUAUUACCAAUAUUCAAUGUGCAUUUGUUUGGGCAGCAUGUAUUCGUUAUUGUAUGAAUUCAUCAUUAAAACAACGUCUUCGUUCUGGAAUCAAUUCGCAACAAUCAUUUUUACUUGCAUGUUAUUUAUCAACAUCAUAUAAUCAAUGGAAUUUUUAUGAAGUUUGUUUAAUAACAACCAAUUCAUUAUCAUCAAUGACUAUUGAUUAUGAUUUAUGGACAUGUUCAAAAAAUAUUAUCAUACCAAAUUCAAUUUUAGAUCAAUAUGAUGAAAAUUCGAGUACACAAAUUCCAUAUGAUUUUGAAUUCAAACGUAUUUAUGAGGAACCAAAAAAUUCUCCAAUAUUAGAAAAUAUUUCUUUUCCUAUUCAAUCAAUUAAUAAUAUUCAAUUUCCACCGGAUAUAUCUUGUAUUUCAACAAAAAUACCUCAUGAUGAUAAUAAUAAUAAUCAUCAUCAAACUACACUUUCAUCAACUAAUACAAAUGGAAGUUUAUUUGGUGUACCUCGUUUACCACCGAGACAAUCAAUAAAUCAAUCACCUUCAUGGGAUUUAUUAUCCACAACAACAAUAGCAACUCCUAAACAAAAUAUACGUUCAUUAAAUGAAUCUUCUAGAUCAAAACAGUGUUCAUCUCCAACAUCAUCAACAACAAUUAGUAAUGAUAUUCAAUGGAAAGAAGAAUUAAUUAAAAGAAUGCAAUCAUAUGAUAAUCAUAUUCAAUCAUUAACUGCACUUGUUGCUCAACUUUUAGCUAAUCAACAACCACAACAACAAAAUCAUUUACCAUUAACACCAAUAAAAGAAUCGACUAAACGUGAUGUUGCUGUACAAAGUGAACCAUUAUCAUCAAACAUUAAACAUUGUCAACAACAAACAUCAUUCAUAACUGCAACUAAUACAACACCAUUUACACACGUUCAAUCAUCAUUGUCAUCAUCAUCAGUUAUUCAUCAACAUGAACCCAUGAUCGAUUAUUCAUCUCUUCGUAAAUCAACUGCAUCUAUUCAAUCUGAAUCUCCUCCACCUCCAUCAGUUUCUACAGAUCUCAAUCCUGUCGAUAUUCUCAAACCAAUUUUUCAAUUUAUAGAUAAACAACAACAAAAAUCUACAUCUUCAUUAAUGACAACAUAUAAUUCAACUGAUACAACAUUAUUAAAAUUAAAUGAUAACGAAACAGAACAUCAAACUGAAAAUAUGUUUCAUUUAGCUAAUGUCAUUCAACAACAACAACAACAACAACAACAACAACAUGUCACAUCGACAAGAACAACUGGUAUAAGUCUUAUUUCGAAUGGUGUUCAAAUGCAAUUUAUUAAUCAACAAAGUAGUACGACUACUGUUUAUCCACAAUCCGUUCCUACAUCUCCACCUCCAAUCGAACGUCUUCCAACAUCUCCACAGAAAUCUGAAAAUAAUCUUUCCAUUGAAGUUCAUAGUUUAGAAAUGAAAUAUCUUGAAGAUGAUCAAUUAGCAGUUGCAAUUGAAUGUGAUCGACAAUCACAAAAAACACUUGAUGUAUUACCACAAACAUCUCAAAUUGUUGAUAAAAGUUUAUCAUUUGAAACUCAAGAAUAUUUACGAAGAUAUGGGCUUUUUACGGAUUCUAAUGAUUAG